AUGGAUGAGUUACUGGGCAAGACCGGGGUGAAGGGUGAGGAGAUAGGGAUAGUGGUGGUGCAUAGUAGUAUUUUUAACACUGUUCCGUCUCUAGCUUCCAUGAUUGUGAAUAGAUACAAGCUUGGUAAGAAUGUUUUGAGCUACAAUCUGAGUGGAAUGGGGUGCAGUGCUGGACUCUUGUCCAUUGGGCUUGCCAAAGACCUUCUCAAGGUGCACCGUAAUUCGUAUGCCCUAGUGGUGACCACAGAGAUUAUCACUCAAGGCUGCUACAUGGGAAACAAUCCAUCCAAGCUCAUCGGCAAUUGUUGCUUUCGUAUGGGUGGCGCCGCGGUUUUCCUCUCCAACCGACCCUCCGAUCGAAGCAGCUCCAAGUACCAGCUCAUCCACACUGUCCACACCAACACCGCAAGCUCUGAUUGUUCGUACAACUGCAUCAUCCAGGAAAAGGACCAUGAGGGCCACGUGGGUAUUACCAUCAACAAAGAUCUCUUAGUCGUGGUCUCCGAGAUCAUUAAAUCCAACGUAGCCACAUUGGCUCCCCUGAUCCUCCCUGCAUCAGAACGACUCCUCUAUCUUGCCAACUAUUUAAUUAGGUAUUUCCAUGUGGCAAACAUCAAACCGUACGUGCCAAAUGUCAAGCGUGCAGUGGAUCAUUUCUUCCCUCAUGUGGGUGCAAAGCCCAUACUGGACAAAGUGGCGAGGAGCUUGAGAAUGAGUGAGGGACAAAUGGAAGCUUCUAGAAUGACCUUGUAUAGGUUUGGGAAUACAUCGAGUAGUUCAGUAUGGUAUGAGCUAGCUUAUGCAGAGGCCAAGGGUAGGAUCAAGAGGGGUGAUCGUGUGUGGCAGAUUGCAUAUGGGUCUGGCUUUAAAUGUAGUAGUGCGUUUUGGAAAGCCAUUAGGACCAUUGAUCGUGAGAAAAUGAAUCCUUGGAGCGAUGUGAUUGAUGAGUUUCCAGUGGUGGACCCGCAUAGCACUGAAACAUUUCCUUAUGCUUUUGAGUCAUCAAAAUCAAAGUGAUUAUGAUCAUCAGAUCUCCAUGGGCUGAUUACUAUUUGCAUGUUGGGCUUCAGGCCCAUGAAUAAGAAAUAAAGAAUGAGUUAUUGCAAUUCA
Vitis vinifera (wine grape) is the source of this 1110-nucleotide messenger RNA. Its product is annotated as 3-ketoacyl-CoA synthase 20-like. The record is from RefSeq and is a predicted model, not a curated record. Lineage: Eukaryota; Viridiplantae; Streptophyta; Magnoliopsida; Vitales; Vitaceae. Gene Ontology annotation, molecular function: acyltransferase activity, transferring groups other than amino-acyl groups. Gene Ontology annotation, cellular component: membrane. Bases 1 to 1017 code for a protein of 338 amino acids. The transcript is spliced from 2 exons. Gene Ontology annotation, biological process: fatty acid biosynthetic process.